Messenger RNA from Syngnathus acus (greater pipefish), 1973 nucleotides. It is a transcript of the gene gas2a, whose product is annotated as growth arrest-specific protein 2. Gene Ontology annotation, molecular function: actin filament binding; microtubule binding; cytoskeletal adaptor activity. Gene Ontology annotation, biological process: actin crosslink formation. The record is from RefSeq and is a predicted model, not a curated record. NCBI's taxonomy places the organism in Eukaryota, Metazoa, Chordata, Actinopteri, Syngnathiformes, Syngnathidae. Bases 173 to 1192 code for a protein of 339 amino acids. The transcript is spliced from 8 exons. Gene Ontology annotation, cellular component: actin filament.
GUAGACAGCUCGUUGUGCAGAGCUCUCUGGUCUGGUCCAGUCUGUUGAGUAACCUGUAGGAGGGUGCACGGCAGUUUAAAGCAUGAAAAGUAGAAACACGCAGCUCAAAGGACGAGUGAGAGGAAGGUGAGCUCCCAGCAGCUGAACUCUGAAAGGUUAUCCAUAGGAAACCAUGUGCAGCUCCCUAAGUCCCAAACAUCCGAGCAGCCCCGGCCUGACAGACAUGCAACAGUACCACCAGUGGUUGGCCAGUCGACAUGAAGCCAGCUUGUUGCCUAUGAAGGAAGACCUCGCCCUCUGGCUCACCAAUAUGCUUGGCCUGGAAAUCACCGCUGAGAGCUUCAUGGAACGCUUGGACAACGGCUUCCUCCUGUGCCAGCUGGCUGAGACGCUGCAGGAAAAGUUCAGGCAAAAUAGUGGAGACCUGUCUGCUCUCAACAAUAGAAAGGUUAUUCCUUACCGGAGGAUUCCAUGCCGGCGGACUGCGCCGUCUGGCUCUUUCUUUGCCCGGGACAACACAGCCAACUUUCUGUCUUGGUGUCGUGAGGUUGGAGUGGGGGAAACGUGUUUGUUUGAAUCUGAGGGUUUAGUUCUUCAUAAGCAGCCACGAGAAGUCUGCCUCUGCCUGUUAGAGUUAGGCCGGAUCGCAUCCAGGUACAACGUGGAGCCCCCCGGCCUUAUCAAACUGGAGAAAGAGAUCGAACAGGAAGAGAAAGCACCUCUACCUCCUCCAUCUCCAGCAUCCCCAGUUCAACCCCUCCCUCCAUCACCCUCAUUGUCACCCACCCCGUCGCCGACUCUUCCCAAAGUCACCUCGAGCAAGAAGAGCACUGGGAAGCUGCUGGACGAUGCUGUAAGACAUAUUGCUGACGACCCUCCCUGCAGAUGUCCCAAUAAAUUCCACGUGGAGAGGCAUUCGCAAGGCCGAUACCGCGUUGGGGAAAAAACGCUCUUUAUACGAAUGCUGCACAACAAACAUGUGAUGGUGCGUGUGGGAGGAGGAUGGGAGACAUUCGAGAGCUACUUGCUCAAGCACGACCCGUGCCGCAUGCUCCAAAUCUCCCGCGUGGAAGGGAAGACGUCCCCCGUCGGUGGAAAAGGCCUCAACAUCAAGGACCUGACGCCUGAUAGCUACCUGGUGGUGGCGGCCAACCACCGCAGCAAAAAGUCAACACAGGAGACUGCACCAUGAUGAAGACUGGAGGUGCGAGACGUUCAUGUAGACAUUUAAAGUCAACUGGCUGUACAUGGUGUACAUUUCAUUUCAUAAUAUUAUAACCAAGAUAGUUUUUUUUCCCCCACAUUAUUUUUCCUUUUAGUUAUGUGCCUAAAUCUAUAACUUCAUUGGACUUUUUGAACCGAUAAAUACAGUUUAUAUUCCAUGCCAGUGGACUUUCAAUAUUUUUUUUCCCAUUAACACAAAGUUGACAUGUGUACCACAUUAAAACUGUGACGCUUAAGUGAAUGUUGAUUUACAAAGUGAAAAAGAAAAAAAAAACAGCGAAGCCCAAAGUGGUUUGUUAUCCAUUGUUCAGAGCACUCCCAUGUUUACAUAUACAUAGUACUACUACAAGAUAUGGAAACCUCAUUUGUAUAUAUUUAGUUGUUUAUCCAUUAUUAUUUUAUAUACUCUCGUUUUAUGGACUCAUUUGAGUAACAGAAGUGAUUUUUUUAGCAUAGAAUUAGCAAAUGCAGUACAUGAUAUAUAGCCACAUGCUAAUGUAUUUAUGCUAAUAGCACGCUGGCACUAAGCCCAUUACUGAUUCAAAAGAAUAAAAUUAACAAUUAAAAGAGGACCGCUAUUGUGAGCUACUUUAUAUUUUUGUUUCCCCGCACCUGCUUUAUUUCUUCUACUUUGCUGCCCUCUAAAGGUUAAGAAAUAAAACAUUAUUUUCUCCUUUUGAAGAUGAAAAGCUGAGCACAUGAAGUUAACCUUUUAUUAAUAAAUGCUGAUUAGAUUUUACAACUUGGAA